AUGGCUCCGCUCUCCCCACGAGAUCUGGGCUUGGGUCACAUCCUCGCCAGAGCCCUCGCCUCACCCACGCUCUCACUCCCUCCGACCUUGGUAGCCCGACAAAACACAGAGACCGUCACAGUCAUCGCGACCAGCGAUGGCGGCAACAAUGGAACAACGCUGAGCGGUGGCGCAAUUGCCGGAAUCGUCAUUGGUUCCAUUGUUGGGACUCUUCUUAUUCUCUGGAUCAUUCGCUCGUGUUUCAACCUCGGCGCGCCGCCUCAGGAGCGGGAGAAAUGGUACCACUACAAGGAGGACAAGCCUCCUCGGAGACACUCGCAUAAUCAUCGCUCUCAAAGCAGACGGUCACAUCGAUCGAGUAUAUCUGCGCCUCCUCCUAUUGUUGUUCGCGACUCGAGGUCUCGCAGUCAUCGCCGUGGGCGGUCGCCGGGGCAUUAUGGAUCGGAUCGUGGGACCCGGUAUUACGUCUGA
Molecule: messenger RNA, 471 nt
Organism: Fusarium sp. VM40
Lineage: Eukaryota; Fungi; Ascomycota; Sordariomycetes; Hypocreales; Nectriaceae
Source: the annotation of a GenBank genome assembly